Papilio machaon (common yellow swallowtail) is the source of this 1464-nucleotide messenger RNA. RefSeq names its product monocarboxylate transporter 6. The transcript has 9 exons. Bases 52 to 1464 code for a protein of 470 amino acids. Gene Ontology annotation, biological process: transmembrane transport; monocarboxylic acid transport. The record is from RefSeq and is a predicted model, not a curated record. NCBI's taxonomy places the organism in Eukaryota, Metazoa, Arthropoda, Insecta, Lepidoptera, Papilionidae. Gene Ontology annotation, molecular function: monocarboxylic acid transmembrane transporter activity.
GAGUGUAAAUUGGGAAACUGGACUGUUAAGUGUCAAAAAAAAUUUGCUAAAAUGGAAGAAGCUUUCGCUCACCUUGAAGGUACGGAGACCAAGCACACCAAGAAGGAACUUCUGCCUCCUGACGGGGGCUGGGGCUAUCUUGUUUGCAUUGGUGUAGGAUUUACUUUUAUGCUGGGAUUUGGUUCGUCAAAUGCUUUCGGCAUUUUGUUCAACGAUUUCUUUAUCGAACAAGAUGGCGCCAGCGGCCUUCCUUUGGUGAUAGGAGUUUACAAUGGAGCUCUCUCUAUAUCGGGUUUCCUGAGUGGCAUUGCGUUAAAAAAAUAUUCCUUUCGACAAGUUGGUCUUCUCGGCGCUGGGUUGUUCAUAUUGGGCGAUGUUCUUACCAUAUUUGUUACCAGAACUUAUCAAUUGGUCUUCACUUUUGGCGUAAUAAGAGGAGCAGGAUUCGGUGUGAUGAUUCCAGUAAGUUUUACUGCUUUCAACUGCUACUUCACCAAAAAGAGGACAGCAAUGAUGAGCGCCAAUCAAACAAUGAGCAGUCUCGCUUCCAUUACAUUUCCAAUUCUAGUCACGUUCCUCCUCGAUGAGUACGGGUUCAGAUGGACUCUCGCUCUCAUCAUGGCUGUAGAUCUUCAUCUGUUAUUCGCUAUGUUAGUCAUGCAUCCAGUCGAAUGGCACAUGAUCAAAGCGAUGGAUGACCAAAAAACAGACCCAUUACAUUGUGAUGUCCUCGACUGUAAAAAUGUUAAAGUAGAAAACUAUGAUGAAACAAUCGUCAAAAUGUUGCCAGGUGACGAUGGUGUUGUUGAAAUAAAAGCUACGACGCCAUCUAGACACAAAUCCAUUCAAAAGAGUAUCAUAAAAAUUGUUUACGAUAACGUGGAAUUAGAUUUACUAAGAGAUCCGAGAUUCGUGAGUACGCUUGUCGGUCUGGGAUUUGCUUUCGUUUCCGACGUUACCUAUCUAGCAAUGGAGCCUAUGCUUUUAUUUUCCUACGGAUAUACCAAGAUGCAAGUUGCUACGUGUGUUAUGGUGGGUGCGAUAGCUGAUCUUUUUGCAAGAUUUUCAUUGGCAAUAUUUACAUAUUUCUACACAGUCGACAGCCGUAAAAUUUUCUUCUGCGGGACAUCCCUUACAAUAUUUUUACGAAUAGCGUUGGUGUGUUCAAGUGAGAUAUGGUACGUAUUCACCAUAACUGUGAUAUCGGGGCUGAUCAGGUGCUCCGUGCAAGUGUUGUUCCCGCUGGUGCUGGUGACCGCAGCGCCGGACAGGUUCCCCGCCGCGUUGGCGCUGCAUAUCAUAUUCUCCGGUUUCCUGAUGCUCAUUGCGGAUCCACUAAUUGGUUUGAUCUUCGAAGCUACGGGCACCUACCUCUACUGUUUCUUGGCUAUGAGUGUGUGUUGUUUAAUUUGCGUAGUGCUAUGGUCUAUAGAGUAUAUUGUUUAUCGUAAAAAAACUAGUUGA